Messenger RNA from Physella acuta, 3633 nucleotides. RefSeq lists its product as uncharacterized. The record is from RefSeq and is a predicted model, not a curated record. Lineage: Eukaryota; Metazoa; Mollusca; Gastropoda; Physidae.
AUGUGCCAUAUUAAAAAAAUAUUUUUACCUUCUAAGAUUAUAACAUGGGAGCCAGCAACAGCUAAUCAUCCUAUUGAAGGAAAGUUAAGGACUCGGCAGACGUCUGGUCCAAAGUCUGGCACUUUGCUGAGAGCGAUUGUGUACAAUGUGACCUACGAGGCUAAGACGCAAGAUGGUUUUGUUUCCUUCUGCCGAGCAUCAUUUGAUGUGGUACUCAUUUCUCAGUUGCAAUGUGUUAAACCAGACCAAAGCUAUACCUGUCCGGAUGGGUACAACGUUGGCGAUAUGUGUUCUUUAAACUGCAAGGAUGGUCUGGUCCCUACAAAGUUUCUAACCAUCAUCUGCCUACCAAUUUUACAGUGGUCUAGUAAUACUUUGUGUGAAGACAAAGAGAAGCCAGUGUUCCUGGACUGCCCCACUAGAGCGCUGAGAAUAGAAGAGAGAAAAAACAUGACAGGCCGCACCCUGCGAGUUGUAGAUAACGUCGACACAGACUUGAGCGUCAGGCUGGGACCCCCAGACAAGUCCUGGUACACACGCCCGAGGGUGGAGGAGAUCAUUACAGCCACAGAUCGAAAUGAAAACUCGGCUGUUUGCGUCAUCACCAUUGAUGUUAAAGAAACACUUUGCGGUGACCGUGAGGAAGCCUUAAGAAAAUUAAAUAUUUCUGAUAUUGUCAUGCUUGACGGGGAGUUAGCUGUGUGCAGAAUCCCUGGAUUAGAAAAAAAGAAGAUGCCAAUGAAAUGUAUAACAGAUAAGGUGCUUAACAUAUCCUCGUGGGAAGAUGAAAAGUUGACUUUGCUUUGCCAAGACUUAGAUUGCCGACCGAAAACACCAAUAAAGAAUUCCUGGAUUAAGUAUUAUGAACAUAUUGAUGGAUAUUUUCUCGAUUGUGAUGAAGGUUUUUAUAAACCCAAAUUGGAUUCUGACUAUGAAUGCAGCACAAGGACUUCUAAAAGAUGGAGGCCUACAAUACCUACUAAUUCUACAUGCACUGCAGGAAAAGUGAUGAACGACUUUAUGUUCGCCGUGUGGCUUGUCUAUGGCAGUAACGCCUGCAUUGAAGUCAACAAAACGACGAUGGAAAAAAUGUCAAAAACAAUAAUUGACCUGAAUCUUAUGGAUGAUGUUCUAAAACUCUUCCCUCAAAGUUUUAUUGGUGUCACCAAUGUCAGGUGUUUGCCCCCUGAUUCAUACUACUAUCUUGGAGUUGAUAGAAGAAGAAGGGCAACAGUAUUGAAAAGAGCCCCAUCUAAAAGAAUAUCACAUGGUUUUGAUAGAGUCUCGUACAAUAACAGAACAAAAAGAUUUAAAAGGCUUCGGCAUAAUAAAAUGGCAACCAGUCAGAAAGAAAUUCUCGUCGGCCCUAAAAGAGCAUAUAAAUACCAGAUAGAGGUGACGAUUACUUUUAAGAUUGAUGUAACUCCCGAUAAACACGUUCCCAUUAUGGAUGACAUUGACGAUCUAAUGUUCUUUUUUGAAACCUCUUCAAAUGACAAAAGCUUUAUACUCAAGAAUAGUUCUCAGAUCUUGGACGCUAAAUAUUUGGGGAGCGCGGCAAGCUAUGUUAUCAAACCGUGUGAGGUGCCUUUGGUAUACGCUAUGCAAUACAAUUUUUAUCUGGCCUGCAUUGGUUGCGGAAUAGGAGCAGUAUUUACCAACGAUUCCAGGGAGUGCGCUGUCUGCCCUCUCGGUACCUACCAGCCCCUUACCGAGGGGGCGGAGUGCCUCCCAUGCCCACCUGACUGGAACACAAACAACAGUGGAGCUGGAUCUCUUGAAGAGUGCUAUGCAAACUGCGGCAGAGGCUACUAUAAAACACAUCGUUCACACAGCUGUAGACCAUGUCCCCUAGGCACCUACCAGCCUCUGGAGGACGGCAGGGAAUGCUUGCCAUGCCCUGCCGUCUGGACGUCAGAAUCUCCUACUGAAUGUAGUGGUAAGCUUUUGUGCAAAAGAAAUUACUAUUCUAACACUGGCCACGAACCUUGUAUAAAAUGUGGAUUAGAUCAGAUAACUCUUGCUAUUGGAAGGAAAUAUUGCGACGCUACUAUUAAGUGCUCGUUUGGAAUGGCGAACCAGAUCACGGAAACUAAAAAUCAUUGUGAAUUCUACGACGUCAUCUUGAACAAGGACUUCAUCUUUUAUGCUUUUCUCGGCCGGAGUAAUAAUAGUAUUCAAGCUUGGUUCAACUUUCCCCACAAUUUGUACAACAGUCAAGUCGUGUUUAGCUUAGGACAAGAACCAGGCGCGGCAUAUUUUGGCUGCGAUGAUUUCACCCUGUCUAUAUAUUCAGCACCCGCUGACAGAGUCAAAAUAAAAAAAUUAGGGACCUGGAACAUCAGAACCUUACAUGAAAGCAGCAGAUCAGCCCAGGUCGCCAAAGAAAUGAGAAAGUAUGAAUUAGAAGUCCUAGGAUUAAGUGAGACACGAUGGAAUGGCAGUGGCCAAACUAGGUUGAUCUCGCGAGAGACUGUCACCUACUCAGGCCACGAGGACAAAGAUCAUGAACACACACAGGAUGAAGUAAAUCGAAUGGUCAGGAAAAGUGCAAAAAAAGACAAAAGACAGUACAUACAAGAGAUGACAGAAGAUACAGAAACUGCAGCAGGACAAGGAAACAUGAAGAGGCUCUAUGAAGUAACCAGAACUCUAUCAGGCAAAAAUAUUAAUCCCAACAAACCAGUGAAAGAUAAAGUAGGAAAUAUCCAAACCAGUGACGCAGAACAGAGAAACAGAUGGGCACAGCACUUUGAGGAGCUUUUAAACCAUCUUCUCUCAGCAAACAUCCCUAAUAUACCACCUGCAAAUCACCCACUAAAUGUGUGUACAGAUCCACCCACACAGUCAGAUACAAUAAGAGCAAUAAAGAACAUACAAAUGGCAAAGCAGCUUGCCCGGACAGCAUCUCCAGCCAUAUCAGCAGACAUAUUACAUACUCUACUUAAGCAGAUUUGGGAAGAUAAGAUAAUUCAAUCUGACUGGAAACUGGGCUACCUGAUAAAACUGCCAAUGAAGGGAGACCUGACACAAUGCAACAACUGGAAAGGGAUAAUGCUUCUUUCUGCCCCAAGUAAGGUGCUGACAAGGAUCAUCAUAGAGAGACUUAGAGAUGCCUUGGACAAAAAGCUGAGACAAGAACAAGCAUGUUUUCUUCAAGACAGGUCAUGUAUGGACCUCAUUGCCACGCGGCUUAUCAUUAUUGAACAGUCCUUCGAGUGGCAAUCCUUCCUAUACAUGACUUUUGUCGACUUCGAAAAGGCUUUUGACAGUGUGAAUAGAGAUGUUAUCUGGAAGCUAAUGAGCCACUAUGGAAUAUUUGAAAAAUGUAUAACUAUCACACAGAAACUAUAUGAAGACUCCCCCAGUCAGGUUGAAUCACUGCAGCUGCCAAAGGGAACCCUCAAAAUUAAAAAUCACUUCAACUGUGAGUCCCGCAACGUAGUUUACGUCAUCCAGUGCAGACGUUGCAACAUCUUUUAUAUCGGACAAACGGGGAAAAGAUUGUUUGACAGGGUUAGCCAACACCUGCGAUCAAUCAACAAUGAAGACGGUCUUCCUGUGGCCAAACACUUCAACAAGAGUGGGCAUGACUUAAAAAAGGACUUUUGUAUAUUUCUGUUUGUCGUGUAA